AUGCGCUCGUUGAUCAAACAGUCCAUUGGCUGGUUUGAACAGCACCAAAGAAUCCAUACUGGAGAGAAACCUUACAAGUGCUCAUAUUGUGACAAGAGUUUCAUUCAGUCUGGAAACCUGAAAUCACAUGAGCAGAUUCAUACUGGAGAGAAGCUGUAUCACUGUACUCAGUGUGAGAAGAGUUUUUCAUUGAUGGAAAAUUGUAAACAGCACCAGAAAACACAUAAUGAUGUGAGAGAUCAUGUGUGUCGUGAGUGUGGGAAGAGCUUUACUACAGCUGCCUGUCUGAAACUGCACAAAAGAAUUCACACUGGAGAAAAACCGUACAAGUGCUCAUAUUGUGACAAGAGUUUCACUCGGUCUGAACACCUGAAAAUACAUGAGCGAGUUCACACUGGAGAGAAGCCGUAUUACUGUAUUCAGUGUGGAGAGAGUUUCAGAUAUAGAAGUGAUCUCAAUGUUCAUCUGCUCAUUCACUCUGGAGAAAGGCCAUUUACCUGUGAUCAGUGUGGUACAGAUUUUAAAUCAUCAGUACAUCUAAAAAACCACAUGAAAAUUCACACAAAUGAAAGGCCUUUUGCAUGUUUUUCUUGUGGAGAGAGUUUUGCUCAACUGGAUCAUUGUAAACGGCACCAAAAAAUACACACCGGUGAGAAAGAUCAUGUGUGUUGUGACUGUCCAAAGAGCUUUACUAGAUCUGACACUCUGCAACGCCACCAAAGAAUUCACACUGGAGAAAAACCUCACAAGUGCUCAUAUUGUGACAAGAGUUUCACUCAGGCAGGAACCAUGAAAAUACAUGAGCGAGUUCACACUGGAGAGAAACCGUAUCACUGUACUCAGUGUGAAAAGAGUUUCAGAUGUAAAAAUGGUCUGGACUGUCACCUGCUCGUUCACUCUGGAGUAAAGCCAUUUACCUGUGAUCAGUGUGGUGCAGAUUUUAAAUUAUCAUCAAAACUAGAAGAACACAUGAAAAUUCAUACAAAUGUGAGACCGUACGCAUGUUCAUUUUGUGGAAAGUGUUUUGCUCGGCUGGAUCAUUGUAAACGGCACCAGAAAACACACACCAGUGAGAAAGAUCAUGUGUGUCGUGAGUGUGGGAAGAGAUUUACUAGAGCUGAUAAUCUGAAACAGCACCAAAUACUUCAUACUGGAGAGAAACCUUACAAGUGCUCAUAUUGUGACAAGAGUUUCAAUCAGUUAGGAUCCCUGAAGGCACAUGAGCAGAUUCAUACUGGAGAGAAGCCGUACUACUGCCCUCCCUGUGAGAAGAGCUUUAGACAUUUAAAAAGCCUUAAAAAGCACUUGAAAACAUGUCACACGUCGUCACAGUGAGCAACAUUUUUGUGUUAAAACAGUCAAGUAAUUUGUGUGAGAUAAACAAAAUAUAGUUUCACCUAAUAGCACAACGCCAUCUAGUUUAAUUUUGUGCAUUUAACUAUAAAGUGUACAAUAGAGUGAUUCUUGAAGCUUCCAUACAGUUCCAUAUAUUUUAUGCAUUGUCGGUAUUGUUUAUCUUUUUUUACCUUUUGUGGCUGUGACUCCAGUCUGUUUUUCAACUGAUCUCUCAACUCAACUGAUCUGUUUUUAAAAAGUAGACCGGAGGCCUCAAUUUAUGUGAAGUGGAAUGAGGAGGCCUCCUCGUAUAUUGUGUCUAAUGUCAAAACAUGUCCAGCUUCACCAGAUCCUGUAUUGUUGUAAUGACUGCACAUUUCAUUCUCUCCAGGCCUCUAUCCACACAGGCAAAUACAUGAAUAUAAUAGCAGAAUAGCUUCAUACAGAAAUGGUUAUAUUCACAUUGAUUUGAUUAAUUCAUAUUUUGUUUAAUACAAAAAAUCUUCUGCAAAAGAACCGUAGUUACUUUGAUCUCUUGAGAUACAGACAAUAUAAACACACACAGGCAUAUGUUUUCACACCCUACAGAGUGGAGAUGCAGAAAGCUUCCUUCCCUCCUGUCUUUCCUUCACAUUUGUUCCUUCAAUCCCUCCACCCAUUCUUCCCUUCACUCAGAAUCAGAAUGAUUAUAUAAAUACAAAAUGUUCUGUGCCAAUGCAAGUGAAUGAACAGUCAUGUUUGGUAUGAUUUAAAAUGUCUCAGUGUGACUAAUACAAUGGUUUCAAUCUUACAAGAAGUAGACUAAAAGAUAAUGGAUCCUAAGAGUUUAGAGGUGUUUUAUUUACUUUUGGG
Sinocyclocheilus rhinocerous is the source of this 2187-nucleotide messenger RNA. RefSeq names its product zinc finger protein 271-like. The coding region runs from base 1 to 1335 and encodes 444 amino acids. Gene Ontology annotation, molecular function: DNA-binding transcription factor activity, RNA polymerase II-specific; RNA polymerase II cis-regulatory region sequence-specific DNA binding. Gene Ontology annotation, biological process: regulation of transcription by RNA polymerase II. NCBI's taxonomy places the organism in Eukaryota, Metazoa, Chordata, Actinopteri, Cypriniformes, Cyprinidae. The record is from RefSeq and is a predicted model, not a curated record. The transcript has 3 exons.